AAGAUGUGAAAUUGCAAGCAAAACAUUCCCGUAAUGAAAGGUUCCUAAGAACCAUAAUUCAUCGAGCCUUGAGAUACUCUUGACUACAUUGUUUUUGUGCAUCUAAAUGGAGAUUUUUGGCAAAGGGUUUUCAUGACUAUUCUUCUCUUCUAUUGAUGUUAAUUGGAAAGCCUUUUAUAGUUUCCUUGGCUGCUGUGUGUACAAGGAUUGGACACAUGCUUUGAGGAUUUAUUUUGAAAAAGAAUUCCAUGCAGAAAUUCUUUGAAGGAAUAGGAGGACUUGAAGAGUUGGAACGGAUACAUUUAGGAUACAACUUCCGUGGACCACUACCAGCUGACAUAUGCUGUAAUCUCUCACUUGGAAUUCUGCUGCUGUUGAGGUUGAUUUGUUAAGCUUGGUUUCAUAGCAAUUCUCCGACAAGGGAACUUCCUCGUACUUUUUUCAAGAAAGAGACAAUGAGAAAUCAAUCUUUACCAAAUUCUUCAUUCCUUCUCCGCUCCCUCUUUAAAAGCAAACCUUUUGGUUCACAAUCAAAAAUUCCGGGAAAGACUAUCUUACCAUCAUCAUCUUCUGAGCAUAUCAAGCAAAGCAUUGAUGCUUCCGUGGAAACCUCUUCUGAAGUGGUAUGUCAGAGCAACUUGAUUUUUUCAGAGUCCAGUAAUGUGAAAUGCGAUUUGUCGCUUACAACAGCUUUAACUGAAAAUCAUGUGAUCGACACUCUCUUGGGAAACAAAAGCGAUCCAAAAUCAGCAUUGGAGUACUUCAAAAGGAUUGACCAUAAGAGAAGUUUCGUCAAGAGCACUAAUUCUGUUUGUGUCUUGCUUCUCAUUCUAAUGAAUUCGGCAGAGACCCAUAGAAUAGCUCAGAAUUUUCUUAACCAAUUUGCUACAGGAAAUUCAGUUCCCUCUGGUAGUUGUCUAGUGGACCAUUUAGUGGAAAGCAUGCAACUAUACAGAUUUCCUUUAGACGUUCAGGUUUUUAAUUAUUUGUUGAAUAGUUACGUUAGAGCUAACAAAAUUGAAGAAGCUCUUCACAAUUUUAAUAAAAUGGUAGAAUUCGAUAUAACGCCAUCAGUUCAGUAUAUGAAUAUUCUUUUGACUGCUAUGGUUAGGAAAAAUAUGAUCUAUGGAGCACGGGAGUUACAUAACAAAAUGUUGCUUAAAGGAGUUGCAUGUGAUUGUUUUACAUUGCAUGUUAUGAUGCGUGCUUGUUUGAAGGAAGGGAAUAUUUUGGAGGCAGAGCAAUAUUUUGUAGAAGCGAAAGCAAGAGGAGUUAAACUUGAUGCAGAAGCAUAUAAUACUUUUAUCCAUGUAAUUUGUAUGAAACCGAAUUCUGGAUAUGCUUCGUCUGUGGUGAGAGAGAUGAGAGCAACAGGUUGGGUUCCUUCAGAGGGCACAUUUACAAGUGUUAUUACUGCUUGUGUGAAGGAAGGGAAUAUGAUAGAGGCUUUACGGCUGAAAGAUGAGAUGGUUAAUUGUGGGAAGUCUAUGAAUUUGGCUGUUGCAACAAGUUUAAUGAAGGGUUAUUGCAUGCAAAGAGACCUGAGCAGUGCUUUAGAUCUUGUGAAUGAGAUUACAAAGAAUGGUCUGGUGCCCAACAAAGUUACAUACGCUGUUAUGAUUGAUGGUUGCUGUAAGAAUGGGAAUAUGGAGAAGGCACAUGAGUUUUACACUGAGAUGAAAACUAAGAGUAUUCGGCCCAGUGUUUAUUCUUUGAAUUCUAUGAUACAAGGGUAUUUGAAAUGUCAGUCUUUGCAAAAUGCAUUCAAGAUGUUUGAUGAUGCAGUCGAGUGUGGUCUUGCAAAUGUUUUCACGUUUAAUAAUUUAUUGUCAUGGCUUUGUAAGGAGGGUAGGGUUAAUGAAGCUUGCAAUUUAUGGGAUGAGAUGAUUGUUAAGGGCAUUAGUCCUAAUGCGGUUUCUUACAACAACAUGAUACUCGGUCAUUGUAAAAAAGGAGAUAUUAAUUCAGCAUGUAAGAUGUACAAGGAGAUGCUAGAUAAUGGUUUUACACCGAAUGUAGUUACCUUUUCUAUUCUCAUGGACGGCUAUUUCACGAAAGGUGAUAUUGAGAAUGCCUUUGGUAUAUUUCACAUGAUGAUGGAUGCUAAUAUUCUCCCCACAGACAUCACAUUAGGCAUUAUUAUCAAAGGCUUGUGCAAAGCUGGUCGUACUUCUGAGGGAAGGGAUAUGUUCAAUAAGUUUGUUUCUCAAGGUUUUGUUCCAUCGUGUUUGGCUUACAAUAUUAUAAUUGAUGGUUUCAUCAAGGAAGGUGACAUUAACUUGGCCUUGAAUGUUUAUAGGGAAAUGUGUGAGAUUGGCAUUUCUCCUAGUAUCGUUACCUACACGUCCUUGAUUGAUGGCCUUUGUAAAAGUAAUAAUAUAGAUCUUGCUUUAAAGUUGCGGAACAUUAUGAUAAGGAAAGGUCUUGAAAUGGACAUCACUGCAUACGGCAUGCUCAUUGACAGUUUUUGCAAAAGAAGAGACAUGAGAAGUGCAAGCGAACUUUUUAAUGAACUUCUUCAAGCUGGUUUAUCUCCAAAUGUUAUCAUUUACAAUAGCAUGAUUGCUGGGUUUAAGAAUCUGAAUAACAUGGAAGCAGCUAUUAACUUGUAUAAGACUAUGGUAGAUGAGGGGAUUCCAUGUGAUUUGCAAACGUAUACCUCAUUGAUUGACGGACUGCUGAAAGAAGGUAGACUUCUCCAUGCAUCAGAUCUCUACUCUGAAAUGCUUUCCAAGGGUAUUUUGCCAGAUGAUCACACACAUACGGUUCUAAUCAACKGUCUCUGUAACAAAGGACAAUUAGAGAAUGCACGCAAGAUUUUGGAAGAGAUGAAUGGAAGAAACAUGAUUCCUAGUGUUCUUAUUUACAACACAUUAAUAGCUGGACACUUUAAGGAAGGGAAUUUGCAAGAGGCUUUUAGGUUGCAUGAUGAGAUGCUUGCUAGAGGUCUUGUUCCUGAUAACACUACCUAUGAUAUUCUUGUCAAUGGGAAGUUCAAAGGAGAAUGUACUUUUAGUAGAGAUUUGAGUUUCUAAGUAGGCAGACUCACACUCCUGUAUUGCCCCCAAAAGAAAGCAUUUAUUAUGAGGUGUGUUUUCUCUUUCAUUUUGGAAGUGGUUAAAGGUUUCAUGUCCCCCGCUCAUCGUCAGUUUCAAAGGAAAUCCAACAUACUGAUGGAAUCCUCCACAAUUAUCUCCCAUUGCUUCAAAAAUUCCCUCUACAAUGUCUCUGAGUUUGAUCCAUCCCUUUUUCUUGCAUAGAAGAAGAUUGCUUUUCUUCUUAUUACUUAUUAGAAUCUCGACGAAGCUUUACGUAGAAAGGAUUCAGCAUACCAUCUUUCAUCCCACCUUUAAUGGGGGCCUUGGGGUGGCAUCUCUGAAGCAAAGAAACAACAGCUCUUCUCCUCGAAUGGCAGUGGAGGUUUGCACGAAAAGAAAACGCCCUCCAGAGGAAAGUUCGGGGAUGGAAGGCAACGAAUGGGCUACCUCCCCUCCGAGGAAGAAGUUAGGAAACAUAAUUUGGCCACAAAUUAUGAGGGACAUGGAGUUAUUUUAGAGAUCUGUGAACUUUACAGCAGGGAAUGGCAAGAAAAUUCGCUUCUGGGAAGAUCCUUGGCUCAAGUCCGAACAUUCGACACAGGUUUUUCCUGAUAUCUUCAAGCAUAACACUAUGCUCAUGGGUGGUAGAAUUAUAAGACUUCACCUCUAAUGAUCUUUGAAUUCAUUGAUAAAAAUUUGGAGUUCAUUUGCAACAUGUUGAUCAUGAACAUGAAGGUUCCAAAAGAUCAAGGAAUCAACAUCAACACUUCACCGAUGAGAUCAAUUUCAUGCGCUUUAUUAAUACCUUCUACCAAAAUUAUCAUUUU
Momordica charantia (bitter melon) is the source of this 3865-nucleotide messenger RNA. RefSeq lists its product as uncharacterized. The record is from RefSeq and is a predicted model, not a curated record. Gene Ontology annotation, molecular function: protein binding; mRNA binding. NCBI's taxonomy places the organism in Eukaryota, Viridiplantae, Streptophyta, Magnoliopsida, Cucurbitales, Cucurbitaceae.